GUUAACAACAAGAAGCUCAUCGACAAGUAAAACAAAAAACAAUGUACGAGUUCGUUUAGCUGCCUCCGGAUAAAGAAAAAGGUAGAGUCUCAGACUCAUAGUCUCAUCAUGGCGUCCAUGCUUGGGUUUUUACCAAACCAUUCUCUGUACUCUCGAACGCUAUGGGCCCCUUCGGUCUCCAUAAACCAUUUUGUAGCUUCACCUUCACAUACUUCAACUGUUUCAUAUUUAUCCCCAAACAACACCCAUCAGCUGAAGCUCAAGCAUUUCCCACAACCGCAAGCAUCUUCUUCUGAAGGAAUUCCUGGUGAUUUAAUUGAAGACUCAAAGUUUGUACCUUUGAAUGCUGAGGAUCCCAGAUAUGGUCCACCUGCUUUAUUGUUAUUGGGCUUUGAAGUGGAAGAGGCCAUGAAGAUACAACAGCUUUUGAAAGAGUUGGAUGGUGAAUUCCUUGAGAUUAUUUUUUGUACUGAAGACAUGAUUACUCGUCCCCUUUGGGAAGCAAUGAAUACAAGGCAGCCCCAUUUGGAAGCAGUAAAGGUAGCCAAGUCACUGCCACGGAUCUGCUUCUUAUCUGGUCUAAGUGGAGAGGAGAUGAUGGUGUUGAUUGAUGCCUUUCCAGAAACUGGACUAGAACCAGCCGUAUUUGCGGCACUUGUUCCCAAUAGUGCUGAUAAGCCGCUCCAGGAGUUGAUAGAAGAGAUUAUGGGGGACCAUGAAAUGCUGACUGCAAAGCAACCCAGUUCGACAUAGGCAUAUCCAAAUCAGAUGUCUGCAAGAGUAUCACUUUUCUUCAUGAGCUCGAUUGUUUUAUAUAGUGUUGUGGCAAAAGAUCAUCUAGUUUUCAGUUAGAAAAACGUAUCUUAUGUUCUAUAGCAGGAAAAGAGCAUAUAAGUAAAUAUGAAGCUUUGUACGUCAUUAAAACUUCAAAUGAUAUCCUAAUCUUCUUAUGAUGUUGACAAUGAUAUCUGACGCCUCUUAUGAUGUUGACACCAAUGCACGUGUAAAAUUCAAGCAACUCUAGAAGCUGAAAUGGAUACCUUGUCUUUACAUU
Molecule: messenger RNA, 1054 nt
Organism: Quercus robur (English oak)
Lineage: Eukaryota; Viridiplantae; Streptophyta; Magnoliopsida; Fagales; Fagaceae
Exons: 8
Coding region: 109-753 (214 amino acids)
Source: RefSeq, a predicted model, not a curated record